Messenger RNA from Knipowitschia caucasica, 1335 nucleotides. Lineage: Eukaryota; Metazoa; Chordata; Actinopteri; Gobiiformes; Gobiidae. The record is from the annotation of a GenBank genome assembly.
AUGGAUGCCAGGCAGCUAAUCUCUGACACCUCAACCUGUGGUUCUCCCAAGCCCGGUCCUGAGGCGAGUGGAGGAGUGAUGGAGGGCUCCAAAACUGUCCAGUCCAGCGCUGUCUUGUGCGGUCCCUGUGAUGUAGCAGACUUGUCCCGCCAAACGAGGAAGAGCCGCAGCCUUAGCACGUCGUCCGCCAGCUGCCCCGAGUACAGGAGGACUCAGUGGCUCCAUGGCCCCAGCCCUGUGACCACCUUCGGCCCUAAGGCGUGUAUGCUGCAGAACCCUCAGGCUGUCAUGCACAUCCAGGAUCCUGCUAGUCAGAGGCUGACCUGGAACAAGCCCCCCCAGAGUGUGCUGGUCAUCAAGAAGAUUCGUGACAUCGCCCUGCUGCAGCCAUUUAAGGAGCUCUGCCGCUUUCUCACAGAGGUGAAGAGCAUGCUAGUGUACGUGGAGAGGAAGGUUCUAGAGGACCCAGCCAUAACAGCAGACGAGAACUUUGCACACAUCACUAAGAAGUUCUGCACCUUCAUGGAAGAUUUUGAUGACAUUUCUAACCAUGUGGACUUCAUCAUCUGUCUGGGAGGAGAUGGUACUCUGCUAUAUGCGUCCUCUCUCUUCCAGGAGAGUGUGCCUCCGGUCAUUGCCUUCCACCUGGGCUCCCUGGGCUUCCUCACCCCCUUCAAGUUUGAUACGUACCAGUCCCAACUCACUCAGGUCAUCCAAGGAAACGCUGCCCUAGUCCUGCGCAGUCGCCUGCGAGUCCGAGUGACCAAAGGGGGGAUAGAAAAGAACGGCCUGAGCUUGACCAACGGAGAAGUGGACAAAGCACUGCACACAGAUGACUACCAGGUUCUGAACGAGGUAGUUGUGGACAGGGGGCCGUCCUCAUAUCUGUCCAACGUGGACCUGUUCCUGGACGGACACCUUAUCACCACAGUACAAGGAGACGGCCUCAUCGUGUCCACUCCCACGGGCAGUACGGCCUACGCUGCAGCUGCUGGAGCCUCCAUGAUCCACCCCAAUGUGCCGGCUAUGAUGAUCACCCCCAUCUGCCCCCACUCCCUGUCCUUCAGGCCCAUCGUGGUCCCUGCUGGGGUCCAGCUCAAGAUCAUGCUCUCCUGUGACGCUCGACACACAGCCUGGGUGUCAUUUGACGGAAGAAAGAGACAAGAGAUCUGCCACAGUGACAGCAUCAGCAUCACCACCUCCUGCUUCCCCGUUCCCUCCGUCUGCUUCAGGGACCCGGUCAUCGACUGGUUUGAGAGUCUGGCCCAGUGCCUGCACUGGAACGUGAGAAAGAGGCAGAAUUACCUCAGCGCGGAUGACGACGAAGACGACUGA